Staurois parvus is the source of this 338-nucleotide messenger RNA. Lineage: Eukaryota; Metazoa; Chordata; Amphibia; Anura; Ranidae. The record is from the annotation of a GenBank genome assembly.
GAUCAAUGGAAAGCCGAAGAUUUCGGCGUGGUCAUGUGAUCAGCUGUGUCCAAUCACAGCUGAUCGCAUGGGACAUGUACACUGAUCAUCAGGGCACUGAUGAUCAGUGUGCCCUGAUGAUCAGUGUAGCCCCAAGCAGUGCCACCUGUCAGUGCCCAUCAAUGCCACCUGUCAGUGCUCAUCAGUGCCACCUGCCAGUGCCCAUCAGUGCCACAUCAAUGCCACAUAUCAGUGCCUACCAGUGCACAUCAAUACCACAUAUCAGUGUUCAUCUGAGCUGCCUUUCAGUGUCACCUAUCAGUGCCAGUCAGUGCCACCUAUUAGUGCUACCAAUCAGU